AUGUCCGAACAACUUAAAAAGGCAGAAGGGGCUCAAGAAUGGGAGAUUGCCAUAUCACAAAUGCAAGAACAAUUUGACAGGCAGACAAUUACCCAUAUGCAAAAGUAUCAGGGGUUUGUGGAAUCAAUCGACGAACUCAAAGGGAUUGUGAGCGAAUUAAUCGUCCAGAAGACGGGGGAAAAACCUCUUAUAAAAACAGGACCUGGCCACGCAACAAAAGGUCACCAUGGGGCCACGCUUAGGAACCACACCAUGAAAUUAGAGUUGCCCCGUUUUGAUGGCAAUGAUCCGUAUGGUUGGACGUUUAGGGUGCAGGAGUAUUUUGACUUUCACGAGACUCCUGACGAGCAACGGCUACGAAUUACCGUCCCUACAGGAAAAUUAGCUAAAUUAAUGGAAAAGGGUAAUGUUGAAGAUUAUCAGGCCGAAUUUGAAACUCUGAUGAACAAGGUGGAAGAAGUAACUGAGCAUAUUUUGAUCUCUAUUUUCAUUGCAGGUUUGAAGAAUGAAAUUCAACAAGAUUUGUUGGUUGCUCGACCGACUACCUUCGAUGAGGCUAUUAGUCUUUUCAGGUUGUUCAAGUCACGACAAACAGCACGCUAUUUAGAGCAACGAUCCACGACGAGAUGGCCGGGCCGAAAUUCCAAUGGACAAGUUAAUGGUGCUAAUGUGGGGGGAGAGAAAAGCAUAAGUCAGGGUCUAGCAAGUCAACUACAAAAGGCAGAACGAGCAGGUGCUAAAUUCAAACGACUUACUUCGGUCGAGAUGCGCGAUAAGCGUGCUCGAGGUGACUGUUUUAAUUGCGAUCAAAAGUGGACUACCAGUCAUAAGUGUACUAUGCAAUUCUUGCUCAUGAUAGAAUAUCCCGACGAGGAAGAAGAAAACCUCGAGAGUGAUGGGGAAGGCGUGGUCAUAACUGGAGAUGUAUAA
Molecule: messenger RNA, 930 nt
Organism: Striga hermonthica
Lineage: Eukaryota; Viridiplantae; Streptophyta; Magnoliopsida; Lamiales; Orobanchaceae
Source: the annotation of a GenBank genome assembly